GCCGACUUCACUCCUCUCAUCUUCGCUUCCUAUCAUGGCAAUUGCUCACUCGUUCUCACCCUCCUCGAAAUGGGAGCUGAUAUCAACGCUGUGGAUCAACUUCUUUGUGUCUUCAAAAAAAUGUACUAUCGAGAUUGCCUCUUUGAAAUCUGGCUACCAUCUUUUAUUCGCUUCAAGCUGGGUGACGGGAAUGGGUGGACGUCACUGCACUGGGCGGCGCAGCAGAAUCGGGUUGACGUGACUUGCAUCCUCCUCCGCCACGGCGCCAAUCGAAGAGCUAAAGAUUGCCAUGGUCACAUGCCGUAUGAGGUGACGACAAAUGCAGAGAUGUCAGAGGCUCUCCGACCGGACGCUUUUUAUCCACAAAUCGAGUCCAAUGGUGCGGUCUCAACGGAUGAAGAAGAGGCCUCUGCCUCUGAGUCCUCUUCAGACGAAGCCGAUGGCGGUGAUCGCAAAGUAGGUGCAAUGCCCAGCUACCACUAUCUUCGCCGUCUCAACUACAACCGUCGAAACCGUCACCAAAACCGCCUCCGAACCCAUCUCUCGCCCACCGUUGAGGCGCCAACUCAAGUUCGAUUGGCUCACGACGACGAGGAUGGCUGUCUAGGUGCGGCAAAGGCCUAG
Molecule: messenger RNA, 624 nt
Organism: Hydatigera taeniaeformis
Lineage: Eukaryota; Metazoa; Platyhelminthes; Cestoda; Cyclophyllidea; Taeniidae
Source: the annotation of a GenBank genome assembly